AACCUCAGAAUGGUCUGACGCUGAGACAACUUCCUGAACUUAAAUUUAAACGGUGAAAGGAUUUUGACGCAGUUCAAGCUGUUCGAAAGAAGGGCCUGCAACCCAGCUUCGGUUUGGCACUAAGACGUUCAGAGUCAAUGAUGGCCAUGACUAACAGACCUGUGCUAAGGCUACUUCUUUUUUCACUACUGGCCGUGAGCAGCUUGGUCUCCUCUAGCCAGGAUGAACUUAAACAUUCGAACUCCACAAAGUCAAAUGACACAACCGGACCUGAAAUUCAAUCUACUAUAGUUCCAAAGGUCCCUGUAACCCAGACGGCAGAGGGGAAUGAAGAGAACUUUGGUAGAAAUGUUACAACAGCUCAUCAUGCUUCAGAAAUGACCACCAGUCAAAGCUCAAAGGGAAACGAAACCUUUGAAGGCUUCCAUUCCAGUGAAAGAACAGAGAGCAACACCACCAAGGUGGCAGGUAUUGAAAGUCCUGCAGGUAACGAAAGCUCUAAUCAGACUGAGUCUCCUGUGAGAAACAGCAGCUCUGGCCCCAUGUCAUUACCAGGAAGUUCUGCUCUUACAGUGGAGCCCAGAGUGGUAACCAACAAGCAGGCCACGCAUUCAGCUGUUGCUGUAGCAACAACCACAAGUAGAUCCCCCACGCUGAGAACUGUUUUCCCGCCUUCUACCACCAAGAAACAAACACCAACCAAGGGCACAACCACCAGCAGUGAAGUCAUAAAUGAUCAUAUUUGUCCCACCGAAGCCUCAAAAAGAGAAGGCCUUGUAGGUCGUUGCCUCAUCGCCAUCGCCUUGCUGGCCGCCCUGGUGACCAUCUUCAUCAUGUCCACUAUCAUUUUAGCUACAAAGCUGGCGGCCAGCAGAUACAGGAACAGGGAGGGUCUCCUCCAGGAGACGGAGAUGGUCUGCAUUUCGGCCCUCAUGAACGACACAGAACACCCCAUUCCCAAGCCGAGACACCCCAAAAGCAAUGGCGCCUUGAUCCCUAACACUGAGGACGAAGAUGGGGAUGAUCUCACCCUCAACAGCUUCCUGCCUGACACAGAAGGUGUAGCGUAGAGGUUGCCACAGGUGCUUUCUGUAUUAGGCUUCUGUCUGUAGUUUGGUAAAUGGACAUGAUUUUCCUCUUACCCCAAACGCAAGUCGAUCAGCCCAGACAUGUUUGGUGUCUGAAGUUUGCUUCUUCAGUUUAGCUACAAGGAUAAUGUAGCUAACAGGUAAAGGAAGCUUAUAUCUCAAAAAUUAGUCCAUCCUUAUGUUCAAGAAGAUCUCUGUUGGAGCUGGGCUAGUUUUACCUGGGGAGGUGCUGUAAUUUGAGUGAAGGAGAUUCAUUAUCUUCGAUUAAUCCAGUAUGAAUGUCCAGUGUCUGUUAUUUUUACAGUCUGCUAAGUGUUAAUUAUGGAGAGAAUUACUUUUAGAAUUCACUGAACCUGGAGCUCAUCGUCAUCAGGAAAUAGAAUAGAAAGCACUGCCUCCAUUUUUAUUUUCUAUUUUGCCACCUGAAGAUGAGCCUAACUCCUAAAAUGGAGCUUGACUUCACCCAGUUCCUUAAUCUGAAAUGAGGCGUGAAGUCUCCUCCUUCGUCCAGUGUUGCAUUCUGGCUUUUUAUUUUUUACUUUUGUGGUGCCAUAGUUGCCAUUUAGCUGCACACCGUGUUUGGAAGCAUGGCAUAUGUUGCAUAACAGACAUGAACGUCCAUACAAGUCUGGAAUGUUUGGGGUCAUUUGGUAAAAUUACAGAAAUUCCUGACAAAUUCAGUUAAAUUGUGCACAGAUUACAUUACUGGACCUCCUCUGGUAAAACAAAUCCUGCUUGAAUGGGGCUGAAGUGUGUUUGAGACUGCUUAACAAUGAGAUGAUUUGCCGUAAGUGUGAUGUUUUAGUUAUGCAGUUUGCGCAGUGCUAAUUUAUCAGGUACAAGCUUCCAUGACUUGUUAGGUACAUUGCAACCCAUUAGCCAGUUGCUUAUUUCAGGCAUUAUUUCAUGUAUACAGGCUGAAUAAUUUUACAACAAUCCCACAGUGAGAAAUACUAGAUGUAUUGAGGAGACUUAAGGUGGUUUCGUUUGCCAAGAUAUCGUUUUUUGAAGUGUGCAAAAACUAAAGAUGCACUCCAAACAUGUCUUGGAAAAUUGAGUAACUUAGGUUUUCUACCAAACUAUUGGUUUGAUUCUGUUUGUAAAAACCUGCAAAACAAGGGUUUGGGUCCCUGGGAAUAGGGAACCCUUGGAAAUUGUUGUGGCUCCUUGUUUAUCCAAUCACUCAAGACAGUGCCUGAUUGAAUGAGGAAGAUAAUGUUGCACUUUUUCCAUCUUCCACCCCUCCAUCAGCACAAGUUGGUGGAUAUUUCUUUAAACCUGCCCAAAGGAGUCUGUGCACCCUCAAACUUGAAAGUGCUUCUCAGAAAUGCUUCACCCAUAUUGCAGAAAUUCCAAAACGUCAACUGAGUGUAGGAUCUGCAGGCGGGCAGUGCAAUGCCAAAAGCUAAAAUGUGUUGGCGCACCAGAAGAUCCGAAACUGUGCUACACCUACUUUUUACUCAUUUCCUUUUCACUGGUUCAUAUGACUCGUCGUUUCCUUUCCUGAACGUUUAUAAAGGCUUCGGCCCACAUGAGCGUGGGGUGUAGAGUCAGCCACAGGAAGCAUCUGAGAGCAUGCUGUACUGAUGAGAGGAAGAGGAAGUUGUCUUCUUUAAACAAUAUUUAGUGCAUGGUUGUGUAUGAAGUGAAAACCUGCCUAGCAACUGUUACCAUUAACUGUCCUGCUCUUCUCAAAAGCCUGACCAGAUUAGAAUGUCUUAGUAAUACAGUACUGUUACGUGAUGUACUUCAUAAAUGCACAGUUUAUGCUUUUAUGAAUUUAGAAUGGACUGUUUAUAGUCAAGUCAUACACUGAUCAGCCUCACUAUUACAUCAUAACUGCGCUGUACCUAACAGGCUGCCUUACAGGCAGUCAUAAAUUGUAAUAAUCUCUGUUGCGCUGAAAUGUUAAUUAGGCAGUGUUUCCAGUUGCCUUUUUUAAAAGACACGGCAGAUGCUGCGUUCAUAUCAUGUGUAUGUGUAUAUAAACAUACAAUCACUUGAAAAUGUACAGUACUGUGCACCCUUCGUUUAUGACGUUUCCAAUCAAAAUGGACAUUAAGUACAAGUUAUUAAUUGUUCAGUGUCCAGAAAAAAAAUGAUUGUUUUUAAAACAGAAAAUGACAGAAGGGCGUGAACAGCUAAAUGUGUAUUAUCUUAUAUCUGUUUUCCUCAAAAUAUUUUGUGAACAAAUGAAUAACUUGUACUUCAUGAUGGUUUUGACUGGAAAUUAAAUCUCUGACUGGUGGUCUCUGACUUUUGCACAGUACUAUAUAUGUAUUUAUAGCUAUAGCAUGCAGUGCAUCUGAAUUUGGUGUGUUGCACAUAUUGACGAGUUAGCUAGAGGAAGUUUAAUUCAAUCCUGUUUUCAUCAAAAUGUGUUGGCUAUAAUUUUGAAGAAACAGUAUUAUCAAGUAUUAUCAAGGGAGACACUACAGGCGAUUAAACCAUCAGUAUCACAGUAAAUCACUGGCUAUUGAGUACUGAUAUUCUUACCAGUGCUUUUUGAAUUUUAAGUUUUCCACGCAUUGAAAAUGUAGAUAUGCAAAUCAGAUGUUACCUAAUUAUAUAUGUAUGAACAUCCAAAAUUCUAGCUUUUGGCAUUUUCUUGAUGCUAGUAUUUUACAGAGCAGAUUAUUGGAAUCUCAUUGUUUUAUGGUUAAUCGAGAAAACAUUAUGCACUGACAUUAUUAAACAUUUUUCAAGCUAUUUUGCAGGACAAAAUCCCAGGCCUUCUGGCCUUCUGCAAAGAACUACAAAAUCCUUUUAUAAUAUCCUUUAGAAUAACGUUAGGAAUGAACACGUAAAAUGUCUUGAAUGCAGGUGUCCUUGAAGUUGAGAUUUUUGGUUCUGAAUGUACAGGAAAACUGGUUUUACGAACAGGCCUCUGAACCACAUUAGCCAGUGAGCUUUCAGAAAACAUGCACCAUUUGUGGAAAAGAAAUAGGUAUAUUUGGUUAUUAUCGAAACAUGCUUUUCAGUGAUAUAUUGUUGUACACAAAAGUUUGUGCACCCUUGGUCAAAUGGCAUUUUUUUCUAAGUGAAAAUAUGUUUGUAUCCUCCACAGAACACUUAAAUACAACAUUUUUUUCAGCAAAUCUUAAUGCUGUUUAUUUGCUGAAUUUAACAUAUUGGGGGGAAUAAAACUCAAAAUGUUGCCGUGCACAAGUUGUGACAUUUUAUAUUUGAGGUUUUCUUUUUUUCCCUACCAUUUUAAACUCAACAGUAGUAGAAAUUGUGCAUUCAGAUUUGCAGAAAAAAUGUAUAUUUAAAUGCGUUCUCUGUAGAGGAUGUUUUAUUUCCACUUAGAAAAUCAACAAACCAUGUCAUUUUAAUGGGGGUGUUCAAACUGUUAGUCUACGAUCACAUUACCAGGCUGAAGUGGCACAAAUCGAGUUUUUGCCAUAAUGUAACACUGAUCUGAUUUCUUUAGAGCUGUGUGGACACAAAUCUGAUCUUUUUGAAAUCAGAUCUGAGCCACUUUCAUAUGUGCUCUUAGAUUCGAUACAUACCUGAUUCGUGGCCAUGCGAUCUUAAUGAGAACGUUCAGAUCGGAACCUUUUUUUUCACUGCGUAUGCGACGUUGUUCAGCGCUAACAAGGCAGCAGCAUGUAAUCAGUAAACGGUAAAUCCAGUGAACGCUGGCUUUUCGGCCUUUGUCUCACACUAAUAAUAAACAACUGAGAGCUGUUUAGAAUGGAGAAUUAAGCAAAGAGGCCAGUAACAUGAACGUGGCGUUAAGUACGACUAUAUGUAGCGUGGAAGGUGGAGGCAGAUUCCCAAAACACAUUGAAAUAAAUGCAUUUCUACUGACAUUUUUAUGAUUACACUUUUGAGGAAAGAGAUGCGAUUUAUUUUUAAAAAUUAAAACACGACUGAUGGUCCCAAAAUCGUCAUUUCUGCCUGUAGUGUCUUACCUUAAAAACGUUCAGCUAAUGCUGCAUUCAGGUGCUCAUCGGAAGUUUGUAGGUACCAGCUGAUAAGCUAGUAAAUACAACUUCACCCUGUUUGGGUGCUUGUUCAUAGAUAUGCCCACCACAUGGAAAAAAGAAAGCACAGAGGUCUGGAGAAUAAAAUCCUGCUUUUUCUUUGCCAUGUUAAAAAGAUCUAACAGAUCUAACAGAAGUGGAUCAGGUAUAUAUAUUUGUUCACAUUCACAAUUUUGCCAUUUUUCACACAUAGAAAAGGUGAAAGUAUGCGUUAUGCAUCACACCUUGUAAACUUGUGUGUCAUCUACAAUCCCGAGUUUACCAGUUGUUGACUCGUUGGCUGUUCAGAUGCAGUUUACAAGUGGGAAAAUUUAUAUUUCCUAGUUUCUGACACCACUUAAAUGCAGCAUAACACCUGCCAUUUGGUCAAAACCAGGUUAAUUCUAAAAGCGGACUAGAAAGACUGAUACAAUCUAAACAGGUUACUGGCUUCUAAGUGCAACAGUGAUGCUCAAAUGGGCAGAUUAAAUUCACAACUGACUAUAAAAUGUAUGGCGGCCUAUUAGGUGCAGCAAGCAAUCGUACAUAACAAAGUGGUCUGAAUGUAUAUGCAGUCAUGUGCAAACGUUUGGGCGGCCCUGUUCAAAUUACAUGCCUUGUUGAUUGGAAAACGAGUACUUAUCCUCUAAAUAGAAGACACUUCUUACUGUUUAUUUGUUAGAAAAAAAUCAAACACAAAAUGU
Molecule: messenger RNA, 5760 nt
Organism: Colossoma macropomum (tambaqui)
Lineage: Eukaryota; Metazoa; Chordata; Actinopteri; Characiformes; Serrasalmidae
Gene: selplg
Product: selectin P ligand
Exons: 2
Coding region: 138-1070 (310 amino acids)
Biological process (GO): hemopoiesis; leukocyte tethering or rolling
Cellular component (GO): plasma membrane
Source: RefSeq, a predicted model, not a curated record